This is a messenger RNA of Torulaspora globosa, 1101 nucleotides long. It is a transcript of the gene MNN10, whose product is annotated as alpha-1,6-mannosyltransferase. The transcript has a single exon. Gene Ontology annotation, biological process: protein N-linked glycosylation. The record is from RefSeq and is a predicted model, not a curated record. NCBI's taxonomy places the organism in Eukaryota, Fungi, Ascomycota, Saccharomycetes, Saccharomycetales, Saccharomycetaceae. Gene Ontology annotation, molecular function: glycosyltransferase activity. Gene Ontology annotation, cellular component: Golgi membrane. The coding region runs from base 1 to 1101 and encodes 366 amino acids.
AUGAGUGGGUUCUUGCUGACUAAAUAUGCUAGGUUUAAAAAGCCGGUGUAUUUUGUCGUGAUGAUUUGCUUUCUGAUAUUCUGGAUCAGAGAUGAUGGCAGCAGUUCGCCGCUGCUCGAGCACAACAGGGUGAAGCACAUGGGAAAGCAGUUAGAAAGGUCCCCAGCAUCGUUACUCAACAGAUAUUCCCGAAGCGAUGUGAAGGAGUUGGGUGGAAAAACAUCCGGAUCGACGUCCUGGAUAAGGUCUCUGUUGAGCUGGAGAGGUUGGAGAAAAGAUCCCUCCAUCGUCAUUAUAUUAGCAGCCAAUGAGGGCGGCGGAGUGCUCAAGUGGAAGAAUGAGCAAGAGUGGGCGAUUGAGAAGAUCUCAAUAAACAACAAAGUGGCUUAUGCGAAAAGACACGGGUAUGGACUAACCAUCAAAGAUCUGACGGUGGCCAAGAGAUAUUCGCAUGAGUACCGAGAAGGUUGGCAAAAAGUGGACAUUUUGAAGCAAGCAAUGAGGGAGUUUUCAACGGCAGAGUGGUUUUGGUGGCUGGAUAUGGAUACUUUGAUCAUGGAACCGGAAUUCUCGCUAGAGGAGCAUAUUUUCAACAGAUUGAACAACUUGACAGAUAGGACGCUGGAGAGUUUCAACCCAUUGAAUAUCGAAACCGAUAUUCCCUACAUAGACUACACGGAGGAGCUGAAUUUAUUGAUAACACAGGACUGCGGUGGUUUUAAUUUGGGAUCGUUUUUUAUCAAGAAUACAGAUUGGUCGCGAUUACUCCUAGAGCUGUGGUGGGAACCUGUCAUGUAUGAACAAAAGCAUAUGGUCUGGGAACACAGAGAACAGGAUGUGCUCGAGGCCUUGUACACUAAUGAGGGAUGGAUCAGGUCAAGAGUGGGGUUCUUGCCCCUCAGGUCUAUCAAUGCUUUCCCGCCCGGUGCAUGUUCCGAGUUCAGCAAUGACAAGAGGUAUUUUUACAAUGGCGAGGAGAGAGACUUUGUCGUCAACAUGGCAGGCUGCAAUUUUGGGCGAGAUUGUUGGCGAGAGAUGCAACUUUACACUUCAAAACUGGAGGAGAAAAACAGCAGAUGGUAUAACAGACUCUUCUUCUAG